UCAAAAUAACAAAAAAUGGGCCUCUUGUUAAACGCUGCUAUUAUUGCAUCACAUGCUCAAGGCCUCAAAACGCUGUUGCUGUUACUGGCAGUAGCCAUGGAUAUGGCGCUCACGCUUUCCACUUCUUCUUCUUCUUCUCGAUACCCCCUUUUCCUGCAAGCCCGAUCUCAUUCUCCAUUUAAAGCUUUCAACUUUGAAACAAAUUGCUCUUAUAGUCGCUCAAUUCAAGUUAGUGCCACAAAGACCAAAAGAAAGCCAAGGCCUAGCUUUUUUGAACAAAUUCGUGAUAAAUGGUCUCUCAAAGUCCCUUCAACAAGAGACACGUUUCCAUGGCAAGAACCAGAACAACAACAAGAACAUCAAGGACAAGGGAAAAAUGACGAGGAAGAAAUAGAAAGGUGUGAGAUUUCUGGGGUUACUUUAUCUAAAGCUGAAAUUGAUGCCAACCCAUCUUCCAUUGAUGAUGAUUCAGUGAGUGUUUCUUUACCAAAUCAUUUAACUACAGCUCCUUGGGUACAUGGAACAAGACCCAAAAAAAACCAUUUCUCUUCUCGGCCUAAAAUUGGAGAAAAUGUUGUACAAAACGAUGUACACACUGUUGUUGAUAUAGUGGAAAACUUGGAAAAGGAAGUUACUUGUAAUGACAAAUUUAAGAAAGAGGAUAAUAUUUUACAUGUUGAUAAUGCAGAAAGGUUAGUUAAAGAAGUUAAUUAUGAUAAGAAAUUUAAGGAAGCUAAAGUUCAAGUUGGUGGCUUUUCAGUCGAGUUAAAAAGGGAUAACGAAAUAGCAAGAGCUAAGUACUCUAAAAGUCCAUCUUAUAUAAAUGAGAAACCUUUUGGGGCCAACGGAGGAUACGGGGUUCAGGUUUCUUAUGAUGAUAAUAGCAGUUCAAUUGAAUUGCCCUGGGAGAAAGAGAGGGUAAUGGAGUCUGUGGAAGGCUAUUUGAGGGGGAAGAGAAGCAAUACAGAGUUGGCUGAGAGAAUGUUGCCUGAACAUGAGUUGAAGAGGCUGAGGAAUGUUGCCUUGAGGAUGUAUGAGAGGAUUAAAGUGGGGGCUGCAGGCAUUAAUCAGGAUUUGGUGGAUGCAGUUCAUGAGAAGUGGAGGCUUGAUGAAGUGGUGAAGUUGAAGUUUGAAGAGCCUCUUUCAUUUAACAUGAGAAGGACGCAUGAGAUUUUAGAGAAUAGAACUGGGGGUUUGGUUAUAUGGAGGUCAGGGAGUUCAGUGGUGUUGUACAGAGGAAUUUCGUACAAAUUACAUUGUGUGCGGUCAUUUUCCAAGCAAGAUGAGGCUGGUAAGGAAAUUUUGGCACAUCCAGAAGAAGUGACAAGUAAUGCUACACUCAAUAUAGGAGUAAAGCACUUCAUUGGAACUACAGAAUCAUAUAUACCUGAUCGUGCAAAGUAUUUGAAGGAUUUAUCUCGAGAAGAACUCACAGACUUCACUGAACUAAACCAGUUCUUGGAUGAGCUGGGUCCCAGGUUUGAAGACUGGUGUGGCCGUGAGCCAUUGCCUGUUGAUGCAGAUUUGCUUCUUGCAGUGGAUCCUGGAUAUAAACCUCCAUUCAGACUUCUUCCUUAUGGGGUAAGACAUUGUUUAACAGACAAGGAGAUGACGAUUUUCCGUAGGCUUGCAAGAACAGUGCCUCCUCAUUUUGCCCUUGGAAGGAACAGACAACUGCAAGGUCUGGCUAAAGCUAUAGUGAAACUAUGGGAAAGAAGUGCUAUUGUAAAAAUAGCCAUAAAACGUGGUGUGCAGAAUACACGUAAUGAGAGAAUGGCCGAAGAGCUCAAGGUAUUAACAGGUGGAAUACUACUUUCUAGAAACAAGGAGUAUAUUGUAUUUUACAGGGGGAAUGAUUUCUUGCCACCUGCUAUUGUGAAGACUCUGAAAGAAAGGAAGAAAUUAACUUAUCUUAAACAAGAUGAGGAAGAGCAAGCUCGGCAGAUGGCCUUGGCUUCUGUUGAGUCAAGUGCCAAAACUUCUAAAGUUCCAUUGGUUGCUGGAACUCUUGCUGAAACUGUAGCAGCAACCUCUCACUGGAGGGACCAAAGAGGUAGUCCAGAUAUAGAUGAAAUGCUGAGAGAAGCAGUUUUAGCUAAACGCGCUUCAUUAGUCAAACAUCUCGAGAAUAAACUAGCUCUUGCAAAAGGGAAACUCAGAAAAGCGGAGAAAGCUUUAGCAAAGGUACAUGAACAUCUAGAUCCAUCAGGCCUCCCAACUGAUUUAGAAACUAUAAGUGACGAAGAAAGAUUCUUGUUUCGCAAGAUUGGUCUGAGCAUGAAGCCCUAUUUGUUCCUAGGAAAGAGAGGGGUUUAUGAUGGUACCAUAGAAAACAUGCACUUGCACUGGAAAUAUCGUGAAUUGGUAAAGGUGAUUGUGAGAGGAAAAAGCUUUGCACAAGUCAAGCACAUUGCGAUUUCUUUGGAAGCUGAGAGUGGUGGAGUAUUAGUAUCUAUAGAACGAACAACUAAAGGCUAUGCAAUCAUUGUAUACCGUGGAAAGAAUUAUCUACAUCCAGAGGUAAUGAGGCCCAAAAAUUUAUUGACAAAACGACAGGCAUUAGUCAGGUCAAUUGAACUUCAGAGACGUGAGGCACUAAAGCAUCAUAUCUCAGACUUGCAGGAGAGAAUUGAGCUACUGAAGUUGGAAUUAGAAGACAUGGAAUCUGGUAAGGAGAUUGAUGUCGAUAAAAUGAGCUCAAGGUUGGAUGAUUCUUCUAUUUCUGACAGUGAUGUUGAAGAGGGAGGGGAAGAGGCAUAUCUCGUAUCAACGAGAAUACCUAUUACCAGAACUAGAACAUGAUUCAAAGAAGGCCAGUUAUUUUUACAUCAUACAUCUUAGAUGCUGGGAAAGAUCGAUUCCAACUUGCCAAUGCAUCACCGGACUAGAUAAUACUGUGACCUAAAAUUGCAUUUUCAUGCUCUUGGACAUUUACAGGAUAUCAAGUAUAAUUACUGGAGAGUAGAGAUCUUUCAAGUUAAUUUAAUAUGCUCUGGGGAUGUUUGACCAUGUAAGCAUUAGCUUCUUUGCUUCUGUCAGUUAAAAGGAUGACUUUUCAACAGCUUUUUAAGUUACAGCUGCUUGCAUAAAUGUAAUGUCUCUGUAAAUAAAUGGAUUCUGCAAUAAUUUAUUA
Molecule: messenger RNA, 3133 nt
Organism: Ricinus communis (castor bean)
Lineage: Eukaryota; Viridiplantae; Streptophyta; Magnoliopsida; Malpighiales; Euphorbiaceae
Product: CRM-domain containing factor CFM3, chloroplastic/mitochondrial
Exons: 9
Coding region: 16-2802 (928 amino acids)
Biological process (GO): RNA splicing, via transesterification reactions
Molecular function (GO): mRNA binding
Source: RefSeq, a predicted model, not a curated record